Molecule: messenger RNA, 1632 nt
Organism: Antechinus flavipes (yellow-footed antechinus)
Lineage: Eukaryota; Metazoa; Chordata; Mammalia; Dasyuromorphia; Dasyuridae
Gene: ACVR1C
Product: activin A receptor type 1C
Exons: 8
Coding region: 102-1439 (445 amino acids)
Biological process (GO): nervous system development; cellular response to growth factor stimulus; activin receptor signaling pathway
Cellular component (GO): plasma membrane; activin receptor complex
Molecular function (GO): activin receptor activity, type I; ATP binding
Source: RefSeq, a predicted model, not a curated record
AAAUUUCUCUGUUUCCCUUUUCAGGAUUGAAGUGUGUGUGUCUGUUGUGUGAAUAUUCAAACUUUACCUGUCAAACUGAAGGAGCAUGUUGGGCCUCAGUCAUGCUUACAAAUGGCAGAGAAGAGGUGAUCAAAUCUUGCGUCUCCCUACCUGAGCUCAAUGCUCAAGUCUUCUGUCACAGUUCUAAUAACAUUACAAAGACUGAAUGCUGCUUCACAGAUUUUUGCAACAAUAUUACCCUGCACCUUCCAACAGCUGCAGCAUCUCCAAAACUUCAAAAACUAGGACCAGUGGAGCUAACCAUAAUUAUCACCAUACCAGUGUGCCUUUUGUCUAUAGCUGCAAUGUUGACUAUAUGUACCUGUCAAGGACAUCAAUGCACUUAUAAAAAGAAAAAGAGGCAAAAUGUGGAAGAACCACUAAAUGAAUGCAGCUUAGUAAAUUCUGGGAAAACUCUUAAGGAUCUUAUUUAUGAUAUGACUACAUCUGGGUCUGGAUCGGGUUUACCUCUAUUGGUUCAGAGAACAAUUGCAAGGACAAUUGUACUUCAGGAAAUAGUAGGAAAAGGUAGAUUUGGUGAAGUAUGGCAUGGCAGGUGGUGUGGGGAAGAUGUGGCUGUGAAAAUAUUUUCCUCAAGAGAUGAAAGGUCUUGGUUUCGUGAGGCAGAAAUCUACCAAACAGUUAUGUUGCGACAUGAAAACAUCCUUGGCUUCAUUGCUGCUGAUAACAAAGAUAAUGGAACUUGGACUCAGUUGUGGCUUGUAUCUGAAUACCAUGAGCAAGGUUCUUUAUAUGACUAUUUAAAUAGAAACACAGUGACAGUGGAUGGUAUGAUACGAUUGGCACUUUCAGUAGCGAGUGGUCUGGCCCAUCUACAUAUGGAGAUAGUUGGGACACAAGGCAAACCUGCAAUUGCUCAUCGAGAUCUAAAAUCAAAGAAUAUUUUAGUGAAAAAAUGUGAAGCCUGUGCCAUUGCAGACUUAGGACUAGCUGUGAAGCAUGAUUCAGUAUUGAACACAAUUGACAUCCCUCAGAACCCCAGAGUGGGAACAAAGAGGUAUAUGGCUCCUGAGGUGCUUGAUGAUACAAUGAAUAUGAAUAUUUUUGAAUCCUUCAAACGUGCUGACAUAUAUUCUCUUGGUCUGGUAUAUUGGGAAAUAGCACGGAGAUGUUCAGUUGGAGGAAUCACUGAAGAGUACCAAUUGCCUUUUUAUGACAUGGUGCCUUCAGAUCCCUCAAUAGAAGACAUGAGAAAAGUUGUUUGUGAACAGAAAUAUAGACCAAAUAUACCAAAUCAGUGGCAAAGUUGUGAGGCACUCCGAGUAAUGGGUAGAAUAAUGAGGGAGUGUUGGUAUGCAAAUGGAGCAGCUCGCUUGACAGCUCUGCGUAUUAAGAAGACCAUUUCUCAACUUUGUGUAAAAGAAGACUCCAAAAUAUAAGUGAUAUUUGGCGUUAAAAAGGAAUCUUUUGAAAAAUUGUGAAUUUUUUUGUUUUGUUGUUUUUCCUUUGCUCUACCUCAAAAAUAUACAGUACAGUAUUUAAAUGCCCAAAGUACAGCCCUGAAACCCUACUUUAAAGCUGGCAGGGCAACUUUUGACUGAUCUUGUCUUCAUGUUUAUAUUUUAUUUUGAA